AUGGAUGAAGAGAAAAUGUUACAAAAAUAUCAACAAUCAUUCCUUAAGGGGUUAGUUCAAGGUGUAGCUUAUGGUGUUGGUCUUGGUAUAUUUUCACUUUUUUGGAAUAAAUAUUUUAGAAGGGUAUUCGUUGAAUAUUUCAAAAUACCCGCACACCUUUCAAAUUAA
Molecule: messenger RNA, 168 nt
Organism: Dictyostelium discoideum AX4
Lineage: Eukaryota; Evosea; Eumycetozoa; Dictyosteliales; Dictyosteliaceae
Exons: 1
Coding region: 1-168 (55 amino acids)
Source: RefSeq, a predicted model, not a curated record